AUGAGGGUCUUGUCUUUUGUCUUUGGAGUCCUUUCCUUGAUGUUCACAGUUCCUCCAGCCGGAAGCUUCAUUUCUAAUGAUGAAUGUCCUUCAGAAUAUUAUCAUUGCAGACUGAAGUGCAAUGCUGAUGAACAUGCAAUUAGAUACUGUGCUGACUUCAGCAUCUGCUGCAAACUGAAGAUCAUUGAAAUUGACGGACAAAAGAAGUGGUGAAAAUGCUAACUCCAUCUUCUUCAGACUCCAGGAGCAAACACAUGUCUUAAACUCUCUUAUCUAUGAAUAAUUAACAUGAUGGAUGAAAAUUAUUAUA
This is a messenger RNA of Pan troglodytes (chimpanzee), 310 nucleotides long. RefSeq names its product defensin beta 131A (gene DEFB131A). Gene Ontology annotation, cellular component: extracellular region. The transcript is spliced from 2 exons. The coding region runs from base 1 to 213 and encodes 70 amino acids. The record is from RefSeq and is marked validated. Lineage: Eukaryota; Metazoa; Chordata; Mammalia; Primates; Hominidae. Gene Ontology annotation, biological process: innate immune response.